AUGGGGGAUGCAAAUUCACCAAUGGGCUUCACCUUUCCUCUUCAAGUGCCCGGUGAUACUGUCGACGGGGACGCUGAGGACGAGGCAGCAGAUGGCAACGAAGGAGAUGCCGAUGAUGAUGAUAUUAAGCAUCUGGAGGAGCAGAAGUUCUGUCUACGAGGACUGGGUGUAUCCGACCCUAACACAUUGGACAACCGACUUGUCCUGCCUCAGCAGCAACGCCAACAACAUCAGCCACAAGAUAUUCCGAUCACUUUUGCAUCCAGUGGACCAGAGGCGGUGUCAUUCUCUUAUUCAUCCUCCUCCUCUACUUCAUCCUCAUCUCCAUAUUCUUCAUCUUCGGCGACCGCCUUCCAAUCCAGCUGUCUGCCUGUCCCUCUUUCCACGAUAGCCGAUCGUCAGCUCUCUUCUCCGGCUGUUGGAAAAGCGAGCAAGACCUCUGCUGUUGGUACUCGAUCAAUUAUGUCGGAGGUGAUAGCAACGACAGUUGCCACGAAUUCGACUUCCUCCACAUUUACUUAUCAGAAUCCAAAUGAAAAUCAAACAAAGGAUCUUUUCCGUCUUGAAUGCCUUGCACAGCCUUCGGAUCACUUGAAAACCCCUUCUGCUAACUCAGGGAGCCAUGGCACAUUCGACUUCUCGCCGACUACCAGAACUCUUCUCUCCCCUUCAUCUGCUUUUUCGAACAUGGCCACCUUUACAACUGGUUCUCUUCGCUCUACAUCUGUGACAACACCAGAAGAGACUACAUCUGUAUCUUCUUUGAUGCCAUGUCUAGUUGAGGACGCUUUAGAUGCUUCUGAUGCUACUGCGGAUGUCACUACUGUGCCUGGUUCAGAUGACCUCGUGCCAGGCACCUCCAGCCUGGAUCUUAUAAGUUCUUUAGUUGAUGAGGAGGGUAUCCUUGGCGCCGUAACUGGUGAUCUUUCUCAUGAUGGGCCACCCGACCUCAGGAUCGACUUCUCUGCUAGCCUGCUUCUUUCAGACAUAUUCUCUAUCCCCUCUUCCUCCUUAUCAUCUACUCCUACUACAACGAGCACCAGUUUCGUCAACCACAGACACUCAGGCUUCUGUCAAGCUGCUUCAAAAUCCGCUUCUGGCCUCUCAAUCUUCGACGGCUCUUGUCCUUCUCGGCCUCACUCAGACUGCAGUUCUAUGGCCUCCACCGACUUACCAUCUGUUUUGAGGAUGGCUUCUACGGAGACAACUUAUAUCAAAACACCUACUGCAUCCAGUCAUGUGGCCUCAGUUCGCAACGUUAAUUCAGAAUCCUUCCGACAAAUGCCUCGUGCUCGGAUCCGUCGGACUGAUCGGCCAGUUGCAGGAUUCAGAGGGCCGCAGCGACGCUCAAUCGGAGAUCCGAUGAUACCUACAUCGUCAGCUUCAGUUACUUCUUCUGCUGACUAUAGCUACUGCUUGGCUGGCGAAUCGCAGUCAACUAGCCGAAAAAAUGGAAUUGAGAAGCUGCGGUUCUCGGGGAAUUCAGAUGCAGUUCUGAUAGGAGAUGAUGCGCAAGAUAAGGCUGAUAGUACAAGGAGGGAAGUGUGCCUAUCUAUGAAAAAUGGAGAGAGUGUGGAGGAUUCCUUGGAGCAAGGGGAGGAAGGCACCACUGUUGAUAAAAUCCGCUCUAUGUCAGAUUUUUUCUUCGUUUCCUCACCAUUUUCAGUAGGCUUCUUCACUCAAUCCAGCCUUGCCUGUGAUCUGGCAGGAUCAGGGAUCCCAAAUGUGACAGCCGAUCUAGGUCUCGGUCUUGGGCUCCCCUCUCUGCCUGAUGAUUCUGCUGCUUCGCCCUCCCAUUCCCCUCAUACUUGUGCCACUUCUCUUCUGCAGCCGAUACAGACUGGCUCUAUUUCUGGAGUGCAACCUCAAAACAAUCGCCACCAUCAAACAACACAGGACCAAUUUCAGCACCAUUACUCACAUGGCUUCUCCGAUAGCUCUUUAUCGACUGAUGGACGGUUAGAAUUGUUGUCUCGGGCCCACUCCUUGCCUCUUUUGCUGCCUCCACUUUCACUAAUGAUGUCAGCUUCAUCUACCAACACGCGGAAUCCCACCAUUCCUGAGGGCUGGUCAUCCCCCUCGGAACCCAAAGCUUCCGAUCCCAUCGUCAAAACAUCCAACGCUGGUCUCUUUACUGCGCCACUGCCGCCACUUAAAGUACAAUGUACCAAUCCCAUAAGUCCGCCUCUCACCUCUACCCUUGUCCUACUCACUCCAACCUCUGCAGUUAUCACCACCACCACUGCUGGCAUUAACAAGUCUUUCAGUCUCUCCUCUCUUGAGCAGGCCAGGUCAACAUGCCGCCUGGUCCAGAAUGAAUCCGGUAUGUAUGAAGCUGAAUCUAACAUUCGCAGCAGGAAUGCAACUAGUGUCAGCAACGAUAAUAGUGACACCGUCUCUACCAUCACCCAUAUUCCGUCCGCCACUUUUGGCUAUGAAUGUUCGUCUCGACCUUUGGUCCCCGACUCUCCCACGCAUAUGAAUAGCCAAUCCGUUAUUUUUCCUGGCCACUCUAGCAAUGGCUUUCCCGCCUUACAAAGUGCAACCCAGGGGAAAGUUGGAACUAUCCCCACAUCCUCGGUAGACAUGCAAGACUCUGGAGAAAUCGGUUCGGUGCUUAAGGGCUCUACUAAACUGGUUUUCGCUGAUUCCCUUGUUUGCCAGACAUUGAUCCAGUUUCCGGAGCCUGCAAUAGCUGAUGGCAUAGUCGGUGAUAGAGUUUUAUCCCGUUCGUCAAAUUCAGGAGCUACAAAUCCGGCUCCGACAAGCUUUCUGAUUGCUGCACCUUCAGGAUCUCCUUUCACUUCAGGAUCCUUGAAGCCCCGAGACAAUUUGGUCGUUUCAUCGUCCAUUCCUGCGAUACAGAUGAAUGCUCAUAUGCCACACAAUCUUCAACAGCAUCAGGUACAUCAGCAACGACUCCAACUUCAGAAGGUCGACAGAGAGACAAUAUCAUCGGCUCACUUGGCUUACCCUGGCCAGCUAACUGUUCCUCACACCUUGGACCAUUCAACACCGAAUUACCUGUCACCGGCUCUCUGCCAACUCCAGCCGAUCUCAUUGUUGCCACCCGGAACUGCCGACCAUGGAACUAGCAGAAUAUUAACGGGUCAUGGCUCGAUUUCUUCUAGCGCCCAGUUCAUCACAACCGCACCUCAACCCACAACCUGUGGACUUAGAUCGCCUGGUGGCUUACCUCAUCACGAUUCCGCUGGCUCGCAGACGCUAGGUUCACUUAACCAGACACCCCAAGUGUCCAUUGCCAUGUGCUCUGGAAACGGUCCCUCAGCCUUUCUGAUGCCUGUUUGUGCAUGUUCCUCAGCAUUGCCUACAGUAAGCGCUGUCAUUGUGACUGCCGGUGCGGAGGCCUACGGCAAGGCGGAGUUUGGCGUCAACUCUGCGGCCGUAAUCUCGCCCGUUAGUCGUAGCUAA
This is a messenger RNA of Protopolystoma xenopodis, 3432 nucleotides long. The record is from the annotation of a GenBank genome assembly. Lineage: Eukaryota; Metazoa; Platyhelminthes; Monogenea; Polystomatidea; Polystomatidae.